AUACACUCGGAAUAACUUUUCUGAUAUUAAUGAUUCGUUGAAUUAAAAAAUCACGUAUCUGAUUUAAAGUUUAGGUUAGCUCGGUGCACCUUUGUCCCUUUUAACAUAUGAUAAUCUGUCGUCUCACGUGGUUACAUGAUAAAUUUUGAAUAUUUUCAAGCGCCAUCUAAUUGUUGCCGGUUGUAAACAUUUUUAAGUUUCAAAAAUAAAGUGCCUUCAUUCAUACGUCGUUCGUACCCACUACAGAGAGCACUGAAGUUUAUAGAAGUUAUUAAUUAAUUUAAUAUAAUAUUACGUCCAGCUUGAAAACUAUUCGGAGUAUACGAUUUGAAAGUGAAACAUAUUGUGUAUCCUACUCGUAUGUGAUUCACAACUGACACAUCGGAUUUCAACAUCUUUAUAAUCUUACAAUUAGUCUUCCUAACAAUAAGUGCGCGAGUGCGACGUAGUUAGUCUCAUUGACUGAAGAUUUGAAAGUCUGAUUCAAAAAGAAAGUUACAAUGGAGAACCGCAUACCGCAAACAUAUGUUCUAAUACCAGAUAGUGGGCCUUCUACAGCUUCAAAAGAUUCUGAUCUUCCAGUAUGGAAAGAAUCUUACCCUCAGAUUACUGGAGCAUUCCUCGUUCAUAUGCUCUGCAUUCAAGCUGGAAUAAACAUGGCAUUUUCUGCGAUACUUGUACCCCAGUUAAGGAAAGAAAAUAGUAGUAUAAAACUAGAGACUUGGGAAGAGGCUCUAAUCGCAAGUCUGGUUACUAUAUCAUUACCAAUUGGUUCGCUGUUAUGUGGACCUUUAAUGGAUAGAUACGGACGAAAAAAUGUCAGCUUAUGUAUCUGCAUACCAUAUCUGACAUCUUGGAUUAUGAUAUUUUGGGCAUACGAUGUAGUGUGGUUGUAUGCUGCUAGAGCUUUAGCUGGUGCAGCAGGAGGGCUUUCAAGUGUCGCAAUAUUUUACACUUCCGAAAUAGCUCAUCCAGUAUGGCGACCGAUGCUCCUCGGUUUAAAUUCUCUCUUUGUAUCUUUCGGAAUUUUAUUAACGGCGGUGUUCGGCCUGUUUUUUCACUGGAGAACGAUAGCUGUUAUAUUCGGGAUUCUCAGUGCGUUAAUUUUCGUGCUAAUUACGACAUUACCUGAGAGUCCCCACUGGCUAUUGUCGUUCAAGAACGGAACACAAGAUUUACGCAGAGUUCAGUUGGCUAGAAAAUCGUUGCGAUGGUUUAUUCGUAAUGAUGUAGUGAGUAUACCUUCGCUUCGACACGAGUUACCGGCUCAAUUUGUAAUUGUAUUUCUUUUUUUUUUUUCUCAUCUUCAGAAAGCCGAAAGAGAGCUGAAUAAUUUAUUGACUAUUUACCGAGCCAGGGCCGUGAAUAGCACAGUAAAUGAGACGUUUAGACAAAAGUUACGUAGUUUCCAGAAACCAGAGAUUUGGAAACCCAUCGUACUGCUGCUCGUGGUAUUCUUCUUCCAGCAAAAUUCCGGCUCCUACGUUAUCAUAUUCUACGCUGUAACUUUGUUUGCCGAGUUGGGUGGACAAUUUGGUUUCGUGGACGAGUACGGCGCCAUGGCGUUACUCGGAGUAAUUCGUUUUGUUAUGGCCGCUGUCGCGUUGCUACUCUCCAGGAGAUACGGGAGGCGAACGUUGAUGAUGGUCAGCGGCUUUGGGAUGGGUGCGACGAUAUUGGUCGCCUCAGCUUUAAUGCAAUUUAUGCAAUCCGACAACAGGAUUCCGGUCCUAAUUUUCGUUCUCUUGUUCGUCUGCUUUGCUGCAAUCGGUUGGCAGAUCAUACCUUGGGCAUUAACAGGUGAAAUGUUACCCACCAGAAUCAAAGCGUUGGUCGGAGGUAUUCUGAUAAGUUACACCUAUGUGCUGAUGUUCGGAGUCGUGCAAACUUUUCCUCUUUUGAUAAACCUCAUCCAUGCGAAAGGUGCUUUCCUGUCAUUCUCAGUAUUUUCGCUCGCAGGUACGGCGUUAGUUUGGAAAUGUUUACCAGAAACAUUCGGUAAAACUUUGGUGGAAAUCGAACAAGCUUUCAAGUAACGUUACGAUCAAAAAAAUCUGUUCCUCUUUUUCACAACUGUCACAGAUAUAGCCUCGCAUGAUUUUUCAUUCCUCGCAAUUACAUACUCGCCUUGUACUUAUUCCCAGUGAUUUUCUUCCCUUGUUAUCACUUAUCAAUAUUCUCGAUCCUUUUUAUUAUCAUAUAUGUUAUUCAGCUUGUGAGUUUGACGUAUCCUUAUACUCAACAGUAUAACCGUGGCUUUAGGUAAUGUAUAUAUUAGUUCUUUGGUUAUUUGGAUAUUUUGAAAUGUUUAUUCAUCAGAAAUUUUCGGAAGUGGAUUUUCCGUUUGUUCAAUUGAUAAAAUUCAAGAUCAAAUUUCGCUAUCGACGAUGUUACAAAUUUAUUGGAAAAAUUUUUUGUAAACGACUUCCAUGUCAAAAUUUAUACGAAUUGUUAAUAAAGAAAAAACCUAUAAACAU
Athalia rosae (coleseed sawfly) is the source of this 2477-nucleotide messenger RNA. Its product is annotated as facilitated trehalose transporter Tret1-like. Gene Ontology annotation, biological process: transmembrane transport. Gene Ontology annotation, molecular function: transmembrane transporter activity. The transcript has 5 exons. Bases 501 to 2036 code for a protein of 511 amino acids. The record is from RefSeq and is a predicted model, not a curated record. Gene Ontology annotation, cellular component: membrane. Lineage: Eukaryota; Metazoa; Arthropoda; Insecta; Hymenoptera; Athaliidae.